AGACGGUAGGAACUCCAUAUCACUGUAAAGGUUGCGACGUCGCGUUGCGAAACGCUGUUCCGUAAUAUCGACCGCCAAAUUACUCAUACGAAUAACUGAAAAAAAUCAUGCUUUCCAAUCGGCUUUUGAAUCGUUUAAAUAGGUGUCAGAUGAGAACUCAAUUCGAACAAUGGGUAUCAAUUCAUACAAUGAAAAUAUCAGGAUUUUAUACACACAGAAAAAAAAAUGAUAUUGAUCAAACCAAGUGUAUAAUAGGGAGACAAAGAAGGCAAUUCUCGUUUAUCCAUGACACGAGUUACUUGUGCUACGGACAAGAUUAUGAAACGGAUGUAGCAUUAUUCGAAAUGUUUAAAAACCAAGAUACGGGCCUGCUGCAUAUAGGGAAAUUCUUGUCGGCAGUCAAAGCAACCGGUCUUAGAAAAACAGAUCCUAGACUACAAGAUAUGAUGGAGAAUUUAAAAAAGUUAUCUAAAUCGAAGUCUGAUGGAAAUGAUGUCGAUACUCAAAAACUAACUUUAGAACAAUUUAAGAAUAUAGUGCAGCCAAGUAUAGGACUUUUGUCAUAUGCGUUUAGACAUCAAUUUAUAAUACCAGAAUUUCAAGAAUUUAGCAAAGAUAUUGAGUUAAUUUAUUGGAAAUGUAAGGAAAAUACAAAUGGAACAGUAGCAUCAUACAUUCCACAGUUAAAAAGAAUGAAUCCGAAUUAUUGGGGCGUCAGUAUUGUAACUAUAGAUGGACAAAGGUACUCAAUAGGGGAUGUCAACAUACCCUUUACAAUUCAAUCAUGCAGCAAACCUUUGUCGUAUGGUAUAGCUUUAGAUUUACUUGGAGCAGAUGUUGUUCAUCAAUAUGUUGGUCAAGAACCUAGUGGUAGAAAUUUCAAUGAACUCAUCCUCGAUCAUAAUAAAAAACCACAUAAUCCAAUGAUUAAUGCCGGAGCUAUUAUUAUUUGUUCCUUAUUAAAGACAAUGUAUUGUCCAGAAAUGAGUUCUGCGGAGAAGUUUGAUUUUACUAUGAACUUUUUUGAGAAAUUGGCUGGAAGAGAGGAUCUUGGAUUCAACAACGCAGUUUUCCUUUCUGAACGUGAGUGUGCUGAUCGAAACUAUGCUUUAGGUUUUUAUAUGAGAGAACAUAAAUGUUUCCCAGAAAGUAGCAAGUUUAGGGAAUGCAUGGAUUUCUAUUUUCAGUGUUGUUCCUUAGAAGUUAAUUGUGAUUUAGUAGCGGUAAUGGCAGCAACAUUGGCUAACGGUGGUAUUUGUCCUCUAUCCGAAGAGAAAGUUUUAAAACCAGAAAGUGUGAGAGAUGUUUUAUCCUUGAUGCAUAGUUGUGGAAUGUAUGACUAUUCAGGACAAUUUGCGUUCAAGGUUGGGUUGCCAGCUAAAUCUGGAGUAAGUGGAGCUAUGUUGGUGGUAGUACCUAAUGUUAUGGGGAUGUGUUUAUAUUCACCACCAUUGGACGCUUUAGGAAAUAGUUGUAGAGGUGUUCAGUUUUGUGAGGAACUAGUUAAGAAAUUUAAUUUUCAUAGAUACGACAAUUUAAGGCACGCUUCCGACAAAUCUGAUCCAAGAAAGCACAAAUUUGAAACUAAAGGUCUGAAUAUAGUCAAUUUACUUUUUUCUGCUGCUUCGGGAGAUUUACCAAGUUUACGAAGGCACAAGUUAUCCGGUAUGGACAUGACAUUAUCAGAUUAUGAUGGUAGAACGGCACUUCACUUGGCUGCAGCUGAAGGCCAUUUACACUGUGUUGAAUUUCUUAUUAAGUACUGUAACGUUCCUUAUGAUAUUAAAGACAGAUGGGGUAGAACACCAUUAGAAGAAGCACUUGCAUUUGGUCAUACGACCGUUAUAGAUAUGCUGCAGACGUGGGAUAAAGAAGGACAUAACAAAAAAUCUAGCCAAAAUAGUGAUGAGGAAGAACCUUUACCUGAAUUUUUGAGCAAAGAUGGGAAGGUCUAGAAGGUUUAUUAAUAAUCCUGGUUGUGCAAAGGCAAUAAACUCCGAAGACUAAGGCAGUGGAUUUAAAUGUCAAUAAAAUAAUUUCGAGUUCAAUAAUUGACACUAGUAUUUUUCUUUAAAUGUUGUAAUGUAAUUUUCAGAUUUAUUUCAUAAAGUUCCAUGUGUUUGUUGAUGAAAAUAUGGUACUGAAAAUUAUGCAAAAAACAUUUUUGCCGAGAAAAAAUUAUUAGAGAAAAGAAAUAUUUUAACUACAAGUAAUUUAGAUGUCAACUCAGAAGCUUAAAAUAGAUGUUUGAAAUGUAAUAAAAUGACUGUUUCAUCUAA
Molecule: messenger RNA, 2279 nt
Organism: Diorhabda sublineata
Lineage: Eukaryota; Metazoa; Arthropoda; Insecta; Coleoptera; Chrysomelidae
Product: glutaminase liver isoform, mitochondrial
Exons: 13
Coding region: 108-1955 (615 amino acids)
Biological process (GO): L-glutamine catabolic process
Molecular function (GO): glutaminase activity; protein binding
Source: RefSeq, a predicted model, not a curated record